AUGGAUAUCCUGGACGUAGAAGCUUUGUCAGAAGAGGACCUCAACACUUUUAGAAGAGCCCUGUUUGAAAACCAGGUCGUGGUCAUCAAGAACCAGAAGGGCAUCGCGCCUGAGACUCUGCCUAAGCUGACCAAAGUCUUCGACCCGACUGCGACUGAUAUUCAUUCUGCUGGCGAGAAAGCCGUCACUAAUAGAACCGGCCAGGAUCAUACUUUGUUCCACGAAAAGCCUUUGUCGGAGCAGGAGCUAAGCAAUGGAUAUACCCGUCCAUACCGGUGGCACAUGGACACUCCCUUCUACCAGCGUUUGCCUGGUGAAGUCACGGUCCUUCACGCGGUCAAGGUGCCGAAUCUGCCCGAUCAGAAACUCAAAUUUCCAGACGGGAAAGAAAAGAGCAUCGCUGCUGGAUCCACGGCCUUCUUCUCCGGAGCGCGGGCAUUCCAACUGCUUACCCCGGCUGAGCAGGAAUUUGCUCUGAAUACAACCGUUACAUACGCCCCUCAAGCCUACGAAUACAUCAGACAAUGCAAAGCGACGGAAGACGGCUUGUCAAUCCCAACAAUGGGGAAAGAGAUUCCCAUAGAGCAACUCUCUGAAUGGUCAUGGGAGAAUGUUGCUGAACAUCCCAUGGUCUGGCGCAACCCCCUUAACCCCGAUCGGCCAUUUCUCCAGGUCCAUGGUUGCUGCGUAUUCAAACUGACAACUCGGGAUCCGGUGACGGGCGAGGUAUCAGUUGUAGACGAUGUAGCCAAGGUCCGCGAAAUCGUCUACGGCUUCCAGAAGAGAAUCUGGGCGGCGGAGAAUAUCUACGCACACCGGUGGGAGGAAGGUGACGUCGUCAUCUUUCACAAUCGGGGCGUCAUGCACAGCAUCACGGGACAAUUGGCUCAGUAUAAGGAGGAUGAGGAAAAGAAGAGACUCAUGUGGCAGUGUACGAUGACUAGUGGCACGGCGCCGCAGCCGUUCAGAAAACAGCCUGGGGUUGUUGAGACUGGGUUCGCUAAGGCGGCAUGA
Messenger RNA from Colletotrichum scovillei, 1014 nucleotides. Its product is annotated as TfdA family Taurine catabolism dioxygenase TauD. NCBI's taxonomy places the organism in Eukaryota, Fungi, Ascomycota, Sordariomycetes, Glomerellales, Glomerellaceae. The coding region runs from base 1 to 1014 and encodes 337 amino acids. The transcript is spliced from 4 exons. Gene Ontology annotation, molecular function: oxidoreductase activity. The record is from RefSeq and is a predicted model, not a curated record.